Messenger RNA from Monodelphis domestica (gray short-tailed opossum), 1412 nucleotides. The record is from RefSeq and is a predicted model, not a curated record. NCBI's taxonomy places the organism in Eukaryota, Metazoa, Chordata, Mammalia, Didelphimorphia, Didelphidae.
CGCCGGAAGCAGAGUGAACCCCGCCUACAAACCCCGGUAGUAGGGACGAGCUGCUGCGCCGGGCACCUUCCCUUCAUGCCCCGUGGACGGAGCGCUCCCUCCGGCUGAUGGUGCAGGGGAGGAGCACGAGCCCGAGAGCGGCGAACUCCUGGGGCCGGUGAGAAGCCGCUAGUCCAACAGAGGGGCGGGACUUCCGCGGCCGUUUGUUGGCUGGGCUUUUCCCGUCUCUGCUCGCGCUGCAGCUGCUGCAGCUGCGUCCCCCGGGAGCUGGCGUCCAGGGCCAUGACGUCAGCUUCCACCAAGAAGCAUGUCGGGGGUGAGGCUGUGACCCGAGGAUUGGACCCCAUAAUCCUCAAGUGGUUGGAUCCAUCACCUGCCAUUCUCCAGGUUGGGGAGAUCUUCUCCGCUGCUGGUGCUGCCUUCACAAAGCUUGGUGAGCUGACAAUGCAGCUGCAUCCAGUGUCGGAUUCCUCCCCUGCCGGUGCCAAGUGGACAGACACGGAGAUAGAGAUGCUGAGGGCUGCGGUGAAACGAUUUGGGGACGAUCUUAAUCGCAUCAGCUCUGUCAUCAAGGACCGGACUGUUGCUCAAAUAAAGUCUACAGUGAAAAGAAAGGUAUAUGAAGACUCCGGCCUCCCUCUGCCAACUGAGUCACCCAAGAAGGGACCUAAGAAGGGAGCAUCCAAUGUCCUGGUUCCUGCCCUACCUGUACCCAGUGGGUCUAAUAUCCCUGAAACAGGGGUCCCUCCCCCGAAGAAGCAGAAGGCUGAUGUGACGAUGAGCAGCCUGAAUGACUCAGAUGCCAACAGUGACCUAGUGGACAUUGAAGGGCUAGGGGAGGCUCCCCCAGCCAAGAAACUGAACUUCGACCAGGGUAGGAGUCCUUCCUCUUCCCAAACUAGUAUAGGGUUGGGAUUUGGGGGAAAAGAUUCUUAUACCCUGGGGAGAGGGAACUUUGUGGGGUGGGAGAAUAUGGUAUAAUGAAAAAACAGUGGACUGGAGUCACUUGCCACUGACCAGUUGUGCAAUGUCAGUCAAGUCACUUCCUUUCUCUUUUGAAAAAUGAAAGGGCCACAUCAGAUGUUCUAUAUAUUGUGACAGGUAGGCAUUUCCUUGGAAGGUGGGUUUAGGGCUCUCUCUUUCCCUCCUAAUUUUAUUUCCUGUUCUAGACAGCCUGACACUACACUCUGGACUUCUCGUGACCUCUGCUGAACCUCCUUUGCUCUCCCAGUGACCUUCCUAUUCCUGACUCCUUUGACCCUUUUAUCUUGGACCUGUAGACUGAAUAGAAACCUAGAAAAAAGAAUUCUGGAGGAAAAUAAGUUAUCUGCCCUACAGACCCUAUGUGAACACAUGCCCACUGCCCACGAUGGACAUUUUUUUACAGAAUCAAAUAAAGAUUUCACUCUUAA